Molecule: messenger RNA, 1068 nt
Organism: Teleopsis dalmanni
Lineage: Eukaryota; Metazoa; Arthropoda; Insecta; Diptera; Diopsidae
Gene: CIA30
Product: complex I intermediate-associated protein 30, mitochondrial
Exons: 3
Coding region: 85-1011 (308 amino acids)
Biological process (GO): mitochondrial electron transport, NADH to ubiquinone; mitochondrial respiratory chain complex I assembly
Cellular component (GO): mitochondrion
Source: RefSeq, a predicted model, not a curated record
UAUUACCUCUAAGCAUACAAGUAUUUCAUAAACAUUAAAGAAAAAAUUUUUGUAUUUAAUAUUUAUUGAAUUAAUUAUGUUAAUAUGAGUUUAUUAUUAAAAUGCACAGUAAAUUGUGGCUCAAAGAAAAUUGUACCAUGUCUGCACCAACUGCUGCAGGCAUAUGUUGAACCCGUACGAGGCAUACAUUUGACACCAACACAACAAACUCUGUGGGAAAGAGAAAAAAAGUCGGGUUAUAGAAAACCAUUAGCGCUACCAUCAAAAAAACAACUAAUUCUCGAGGGAAUUCAGGAAUUAAAAAAAGAAAUUAAAUUAUGGAGUGAAGAAGUAAAAGAGCGUUUCGAAAGUGAUCCGAUACUAGCUUUUCGGCCAGGUGAAACAGAUGUUGUGUUCAAUUUUAAAAAUCCCGAAUCAUUAGACAAAUGGGUUGUUACAACCGACAGUGAUCAUAAUGAAGGCAAAAGUAAUGCUACACUUAAAAUAAGUCCCGCUGGUGCAGGACUAUUUGAAGGAAAUGUAUGCUCUGAACAUACCAAAGAUGGUAUAAUAAAACGCACCGGCUAUGCCAAUAUACGUACGAAAAGAGUGCGAAAAUCUUUCAAACGAGAAACUACUUACGAUUGGACGCAAUAUAAUACGUUAAUAUUGAAAGUACGUGGAGAUGGACGAAAUUAUUUAAUUAAUCUUCAUACUGAGGGAUAUUUCGAUUUAUUAUGGAAUGAUAUUUAUCAUUACAUUUUAUAUACUCGAGGUGGUCCCCACUGGCAAAUAGCAAAAAUACCGUUUUCAAAAUUCUUCUUAGCGAAUAAAGGUAGAGUGCAGGAUAAACAAGAACCAAUUGGCUUGAAUAGAGUAACACAUUUUGGAUUCUCUGUUGGCGCAAGAAACAGUAUGGAUGGCCCAUUUAAAUUAGAAAUUGACUAUGUUGGAUUAGAGUAUGAUCCGAAUCAUCAGGAAGAAUUUGCUUAUGAAAUGUAUAAAACAGAUAAAUACAUAGUAGCGAAUUAACAUGCAAAUAAUGUACAAAAGACGAAAAUAUAGGCAAUAAAAUGUUUUUAAUUUAAA